Cyprinodon variegatus (sheepshead minnow) is the source of this 4636-nucleotide messenger RNA. RefSeq names its product myosin heavy chain, skeletal muscle, adult-like. The record is from RefSeq and is a predicted model, not a curated record. NCBI's taxonomy places the organism in Eukaryota, Metazoa, Chordata, Actinopteri, Cyprinodontiformes, Cyprinodontidae. The annotation marks the transcript as partial. Gene Ontology annotation, molecular function: cytoskeletal motor activity; protein binding; ATP binding. The transcript has 27 exons. Gene Ontology annotation, cellular component: myosin complex.
GAUUACGCCUUCAUCUCCCAAGGAGAGACAACAGUGGCCUCCAUCAACGACUCUGAAGAGCUGAUGGCUACUGAUGAUGCCUUUGAUGUGCUGGGCUUCACUCAAGAAGAGAAGAACAGCAUCUACAAAAUGACCGGUGCCAUUAUGCACUUUGGAAACAUGAAGUUUAAGCAGAAGCAGAGAGAGGAGCAGGCAGAAGCUGAUGGAACCGAAGAUGCUGACAAAGCAGCUUAUCUGAUGGGGCUGAACUCUGCUGACCUCAUCAAAGGUCUCUGUCACCCAAGAGUCAAAGUAGGAAAUGAGUGGGUCACCAAGGGACAAAAUGUUGCUCAGGUGUACUAUGCCAUCGGUGCACUCUCUAAAUCAGUUUAUGAGAAGAUGUUCCUGUGGAUGGUGAUGAGGAUUAAUCAGUCUCUUGACACCAAGCAGCCACGCCAGUACUUCAUUGGAGUGCUGGACAUUGCUGGAUUUGAGAUUUUUGAUUUCAACACCUUCGAGCAGCUGUGCAUCAACUUCACCAAUGAAAAACUGCAACAGUUUUUCAACCACCACAUGUUUGUGCUGGAGCAGGAAGAGUACAAGAAAGAGGGGAUUGAAUGGACUUUUAUUGACUUUGGUAUGGAUCUACAGGCCUGUAUUGACCUGAUUGAAAAGCCCAUGGGUAUCAUGUCCAUCCUUGAAGAGGAGUGCAUGUUUCCCAAAGCCUCUGAUGCUACAUUUAAAGCUAAGCUUUAUGACAAUCAUCUGGGGAAAUCCAACAACUUCCAGAAACCCAGGAUUGUUAAAGGAAAACCAGAGGCCCAUUUUGCCCUGGUUCAUUAUGCUGGGAUUGUUGAUUAUAAUAUCAACAACUGGUUGGUGAAGAACAAGGACCCUCUGAAUGAGACUGUAGUUGGGCUGUACCAGAAGUCUACUGUUAAGCUCUUGGCAUUGCUUUUUGCAAAUUAUGCAGGAGCAGAAUCAGCUCAGGAAAGUGGAGGGAAAGGCAAAGGUGGAAGCAAGAAGAAAGGCUCAUCUUUCCAAACUGUAUCUGCCCUGCACAGGGAGAACCUGAAUAAACUGAUGACCAACCUGAGGUCUACCCACCCUCACUUUGUGCGCUGCAUCAUCCCCAACGAGACUAAGACUCCUGGGGCCAUGGAGAACCCUCUGGUGAUGCACCAGCUGCGCUGUAACGGUGUGCUGGAAGGCAUCAGGAUCUGUAGGAAAGGCUUCCCCAACAGGAUCCUCUAUGGAGACUUCAAGCAGAGAUACCGGAUCUUAAACCCAAGUGCAAUACCUGAGGGACAAUUCAUUGAUAACAAGAAGGCUUCAGAGAAGCUUCUAGGUUCCCUAGAUAUUGAUCAUAGCCAGUACAAACUGGGUCACACCAAGGUGUUUUUUAAAGCUGGGCUUCUAGGUUUGCUAGAGGAAAUGAGGGAUGACCGCCUCGCUCUCAUUAUAACCAGGAUUCAGGCAAGAUCCAGAGGUGUUCUUGCAAGAAUAGAAUUCCAGAAGAUUGUAGAACGAAGGGAUGCACUACUUGUGAUCCAGUGGAACAUCCGAGCCUUCAUGGGGGUCAAGAAUUGGCCCUGGAUGAAGUUGUACUUCAAGAUCAAACCUCUGCUGAAAUCAGCUGAGACUGAGAAGGAGAUGGCCAACAUGAAGGAAGAGUUUACCAAACUCAAGGAGGCUUAUGCAAAGUCAGAGGCCCGAAGGAAGGAACUAGAGGAGAAAAUGGUCUCUCUUCUCCAAGAGAAGAACGACCUGCAGCUCCAAGUCCAAACUGAGCAAGAUAAUCUCUCUGAUGCUGAGGAAAGAUGUGAGGGGCUGAUCAAGAGUAAGAUUCAACUGGAAGCUAAAAUCAAAGAGCUGACAGAAAGACUGGAAGAUGAGGAGGAGAUGAAUGCUGAACUUACUGCUAAGAAGAGGAAGCUGGAAGACGAGUGCUCUGAGCUUAAGAAGGAUAUUGAUGACCUAGAGCUAACUCUAGCAAAGGUGGAGAAGGAGAAGCAUGCUACUGAGAACAAGGUCAAGAACCUGACAGAGGAGAUGGCCGCUUUGGACGAAAUCAUUGCCAAGCUGACCAAGGAAAAGAAAGCUUUACAGGAAGCUCAUCAACAAACCCUGGAUGACCUGCAGAGUGAAGAAGACAAAGUCAACACUCUGACCAAGGCCAAGGCGAAGCUGGAGCAGCAAGUGGAUGAUCUCGAAGGAUCCUUAGAACAAGAGAAGAAAAUACGAAUGGACCUUGAAAGAGCCAAGAGAAAGCUUGAAGGAGACUUGAAGUUGGCCCAGGAAAGUAUCAUGGACCUGGAAAAUGACAAGCAGCAACUUGAAGAGCGGAUGAAAAAGAAAGAUUUUGAAAUAAGCCAACUCAAUGGGAAAAUAGAGGAUGAACAAGCAAUGAGUGCCCAACUCCAGAAGAAACUAAAGGAGCUGCAGGCCCGCAUAGAAGAGCUGGAGGAAGAGCUUGAAGCAGAACGAGCUGCUCGAGCCAAGGUGGAGAAGCAGAGAGCAGACUUGGCCAGAGAGUUGGAGGAGAUCAGUGAGAGGCUGGAGGAGGCUGGUGGAGCCACGGCCGCCCAGAUCGAGAUGAAUAAGAAGAGGGAGGCCGAGUUCCAGAAGCUCCGCAGAGACCUUGAAGAGGCCACUCUGCAGCAUGAGGCAACCACUGCCACACUCAGGAAGAAACAAGCUGACUCUGUUGCUGACCUGGGGGAGCAGAUAGACAACCUGCAGAGAGUCAAGCAGAAACUGGAGAAGGAGAAGAGUGAGCUCAAACUGGAGCUGGACGAUGUGGUCUCCAAUAUGGAGCAGAUUGUCAAGUCCAAGAACAAUUUGGAGAAAAUGUGUCGCUCACUUGAAGAUCAGCUAAAUGAAUAUAAAACCAAAUCAGAGGAGGGACAGCGUACCAUCAAUGACUUCACCAUGCAGAAAGCAAAGCUUCAAACUGAAAAUGGUGAACUAAUAAGGCAGCUUGAGGAAAAGGAUUCCUUGGUGUCUCAGCUCACCAGAGGAAAACAGUCGCACACACAACAAAUCGAAGACCUGAAAAGACAACUGGAAGUCUUGUCAGAAUGGAAGCAGAAGUAUGAAGAGUCUCAGUCAGAGCUGGAGAGCGCUCAGAAAGAAGCAAGAUCUCUGAGCACUGAGCUCUUCAAACUUAAAAACUCCUAUGAAGAGUCUCUUGAGCAUCUAGAGACCAUGAAGAGGGAGAAUAAGAACCUUCAAGAGGAAAUAUCUGACCUUACUGAACAAAUUGGUGAGGGUGGAAAGAAUAUCCAUGAGCUAGAGAAGAUACGGAAGCAGCUGGAGCAAGAAAAGUCUGAGAUACAGACAGCUUUAGAGGAGGCAGAGGCCUCUCUUGAGCAUGAGGAAGGGAAGAUUCUGAGAGUCCAGCUCGAACUGAACCAAAUCAAAGCUGAUUUUGAACGUAAGCUGGCUGAAAAAGAUGAAGAGAUGGAACAAGUAAAGAGAAACCAACAGCGAAUGGUGGAUACUCUUCAGAGCUCCCUUGAGUCUGAAACCCGCAGCAGGAAUGAAGCGCUUCGAUUGAAGAAGAAAAUGGAGGGAGACCUCAACGAGAUGGAGAUCCAGCUGAGCCAAGCCAACCGGCAGGCAGCUGAGGCCCAGAAACAACUCAAGUCUGUUCACUCACAUCUAAAGGAUGCUCAACUUCAACUUGAUGACUCUCUCAGAGCCAAUGAUGAUAUGAAGGAAAACAUUGCCAUAGUUGAGAGACGCAACAACCUACUUCAGGCUGAACUGGAGGAACUGAGGGCUGCUCUGGAGCAAACUGAACGGAGCCGUAAACUGGCUGAGCAAGAGCUGCUGGAUGUUAGCGAGAGGGUGCAGCUACUGCACUCACAGAAUACCAGCCUGAUAAACCAGAAGAAGAAGCUGGAAGGUGACACGGUCCAGCUGCAGACUGAAGUGGAGGAGGCUGUUCAGGAAUGCAGAAAUGCUGAAGAGAAGGCCAAGAAAGCCAUCACUGAUGCUGCCAUGAUGGCAGAGGAGCUGAAGAAAGAGCAGGACACCAGCGCUCACCUGGAGCGUAUGAAGAAGAACAUGGAGCAAACCAUCAAAGAUCUGCAGCACCGUCUGGAUGAGGCGGAGCAGAUCGCCAUGAAGGGAGGCAAGAAGCAGAUUCAGAAGCUGGAGGCCAGGAUUAGAGAACUGGAAACUGAGGUGGAGUCUGAACAAAGAAAGUCCAGCGACUCCAUCAAGGGAAUACGCAAAUAUGAGAGACGUAUCAAAGAGCUGACCUACCAGACGGAGGAGGAUCGCAAGAACCUUUCCCGCCUGCAAGAUCUGGUGGAUAAACUACAGCUAAAGGUCAAAUCCUACAAGAAAGCUGCAGAGGAGGCUGAGGAACAGGCCAACAGUAAUCUUACCAAGUUCCGCAAACUUCAACAUGAGCUUGAUGAGGCUGAGGAGAGAGCUGAUAUCGCAGAGUCCCAGGUCAACAAGCUGCGGGCCAAGAGUCGUGAUGUGGGGUCAAAGAAAGGGCACGAUGAAGAGUGAAGUACAUUGAAAGAAUCUGUUUUCCUGAGGCACUCCAUGUCUGAACAAUGGUGUCUCCCUAUGUAGGUUGUUCAGUAGAAUAAAAUGAAUGUGCAUCUCAAACUGUGCCAUGACUGUUGUGUUAUUUGAU